CUUGCUGGGAGCGAGAAGAAGAAGAAGAAGCUAAGGCAGGCUGCGCUGGGACUGAGUCACUGGAGCCCAGCCUCAGAGAAGCAGCAGCAACAACAGCAGCAUGAAAGCAGCCAAGCCCUCUUUGCAACGCUGGCUGGGGCCUCUCUGCUGCUUGGCUUGGCUCCUGGCUUUGGCCAAAGGUGAUGACUGUGAAGUGAAUCAGUGUUUGAAUGGAGGGACCUGCCUCACCGGCAUCGACGACUCUCCUUUCUUCUGCAUCUGUGCAGAUGGCUUCACCGGGAUCAAUUGCAAUGAGACCGAGAAAGGUCCCUGCCACCCCAAUCCGUGCAAGAAUGGUGGUGAGUGCGAACUGGUUCCCAACCGAGGUGAUGUCUUCACUGAAUAUACCUGCAACUGCCCCUCUGGGUAUGAAGGAAAACACUGCCAGAAGAACAUGAAUGAAUGUGCGUCACAGCCCUGUAAGAAUGGAGGGAGCUGCUUGGAUCUCAACGGUGACUAUGCCUGCAAAUGUGCUUCACCUUACCUUGGAAAGACCUGUCAUAUCCGCUGUGGAGAGUCACUGGGAAUGGAGACAGGAGCUAUUGCAAACACCCAGCUCUCAGCCUCUUCAGUGCAUUAUGGCUUUCUUGGCCUGCAGCGCUGGGGCCCUGAGCUGGCUCGACUCAACAACAGAGGGAUUGUGAAUGCCUGGACCUCCAGCAACUAUGACCGGAGCCCUUGGAUUCAGGUAAACCUGAUGAGAAAAAUGAGGCUGUCUGGAAUUGCCACCCAAGGGGCACGCCGUGCGGGACGAAUGGAAUAUGUCCGGGCCUAUAAAGUAUCCUACAGCCUAGAUGGGCGUGAGUUCGUCUUCUGCAAGGAUGAGGAGCAAGAUCAGGAUAAGAUUUUCUCCGGCAACGUGGACAAUGAUGGUACCGUGACCAAUAUGUUUAAUCCUCCAAUCACAGCUCAGUACAUUCGCCUCUACCCUGUGGUCUGCCGGAGAGCCUGCACCGUGCGCUUCGAGCUGGUUGGCUGUGAAAUGAAUGUGUAUUUCAACAUGGCAGGUUGCUCGGAGCCGCUGGGCAUGAAAUCCCACCUCAUCUCUGACCAGCAGAUCACAGCUUCCAGUGUGUACAAAACAUGGGGCAUUGAUGCAUUCACUUGGUAUCCACACUAUGCCCGCCUUGACAAGACAGGGAAGAGCAAUGCCUGGGCAGCCCUCUACAAUAAGCAGGAUGAAUGGCUUCAGAUUGAUCUUCAGCGUCAGAUAAAGGUGACUGGAAUUAUCACUCAAGGGGCUCGUGAUUUUGGCCACAUUCAGUAUGUUGCUGCCUACAAAGUAGCUCACAGUGAUGACGGAAAGUAUUGGACACUUUACAAAGACAACAAAACAAACAGCACGAAGGUAUUCGAAGGGAACUCUGACAACUAUUCUCACAAGAAGAAUGUGUUUGAUGUGCCCUUCUAUGCCCGAUUUGUGCGUAUCUUGCCUGAAUCCUGGCACAACCGCAUCACAUUGCGUGUGGAGCUUCUGGGCUGUGAUGAGUAGUCCUGUGACCAAGGGGACUUGAGAACCGGACUGAUUUCCUCACUCACUUUUGACUAUUUCCCCUCCCUGGAGCCAUGACACUUGCUGUUCCUACACCUCUCCUACUUGUUUUAGCCCAGUGCUGUUUGUAAGAAUCCUGCACCUUGUGAGAGCUGGGGACCAGGGGAGGCACUGGGCUGCCCAAUAUUGUAGAUGGAGCCGGCCUCUAUGUGACUGGGGUACUUCUUUUCCUUGUCUUCUCCCUCAUCCUUAUUUCUCCCCUUUGCUUUCAGAGAAUAUGUGACAGCUUGGCUUUUUCAGGGAUGGCAUCCUUCCCUGCAUUACCAUAGCCUCCUCAGUUUCCAUGGGUCCCUAGCACUGCACUUUAAGAGUCAAUUCACAUGGUGGGACCCUUGCUUUUGUAAACUCCGUUCCAUCUGCCAGGAUCUGAUUUUCCACGAAGCAUUACCAUAUUGAAGACCUAAGCUAUCUUAACAGUCAUUUCUCUUCCCUGGGGUCCCUGGGAACCAUGGUUUGGGAAUGAGAGGGGCUACAACUCAGUAGUAAGAAGUGUUUCACUCUCUUGCAGCAUUUCCUGGAGGAAGCCAUGACGGUUGAACUGGUCUAAGACACAAGACUAUAAUCUAGACACAGCAUAGGUCAUAGACAGAGCUUGUAUAAUCAUCUUUUUUUUCUUUUUGAAAAGCAUGAUCAAAAUCCUAUAUCAAGAAAGACCAAAUUUCACAUUUUGUUUAAAGUUCUGAAUAAUUUAUUCUGCUUUUACAAGGGAGGGAAAGAAGUUGCACAAGGUCCUUCUGUGCUUCUAGAAGUCUUAUGGGUCACCCCCUCUUAGUUCUUGUCAUUUCAUCAGUCAUUGCACAUAUACUUCCAAGUUUAUUUCCACAGCUGCAAGGACCAGGAACUUGGUCUUUCUUCCAGCAGUGAAAGCUGGAUUAAAUUUUAAUUUGUAUUUUCAUCAGUUCCACCUUCACUUGCAUGAACUCUGUAGCACUCUGAUCUUAUUCUCUUCACCAUCAUCCCCCAGUAAAAUUUCUCAGGAUGCCAAAUAUUGGAGAUAGGGUACUUUAAAGGAUGAGCUCCCAGUUUUGUAAAAUACAUUCAGCCCAUGGAGUGGCUUAUAGGGAGCAGCCUCACAUUCUCCCUUUUGCAAAUGGGGGGAAAAGCCAUUUUUACCUAUAAUGCUUAGCUCCUUUGACUCCUGCCACCGAUUCCCUCAAGUGCUCUACAUUGUCAGGUUGGCACUGAGUUCAGGCUUGGUAGAGGCACUAUGAAGAAGCAGGAUUUGCUGAAGCCAUAGAGGGAAAGAAAGGAUAGUUUUUGAAAUUAACAAUCAAUGUUUGGAAACAUCUUUGGACUGCAAUUCCCAGAAUGCCCCCUCCAAGCUGGUCCACAGAUAUACCCCAAAAAAGAUUCCACACUUGGGUUAAAACCAUUGUGGAAUUCCCUUUUGGAAAGUGUAUGUUUGGGUGUUGUUAUUUUUUUUUUGUGGAGGGGGAAGAUACACACACAUGGCUGUUAGUAAGAUAAGCCUAAUAAGAGAGGCUUUGGCAGUGGUGACAUCUGACAUCUGGAAGCAAUUAAACUUGAGCAAAGAAAUAAAAAAGCUAUAGGAUGUCCUGAUGGUGGUGACUGUGGCUUCCCAGUAAGACGCAGUGCUAAGUAAAGACUUGCAGUAUUAAAACAACUCUUAAGAAUUA
Molecule: messenger RNA, 3228 nt
Organism: Sceloporus undulatus (fence lizard)
Lineage: Eukaryota; Metazoa; Chordata; Lepidosauria; Squamata; Phrynosomatidae
Gene: MFGE8
Product: milk fat globule EGF and factor V/VIII domain containing
Exons: 10
Coding region: 101-1531 (476 amino acids)
Molecular function (GO): calcium ion binding
Source: RefSeq, a predicted model, not a curated record